This is a messenger RNA of Maudiozyma barnettii, 906 nucleotides long. It is a transcript of the gene COX11, whose product is annotated as Cox11p. The transcript has a single exon. Bases 1 to 906 code for a protein of 301 amino acids. Gene Ontology annotation, cellular component: mitochondrial inner membrane. NCBI's taxonomy places the organism in Eukaryota, Fungi, Ascomycota, Saccharomycetes, Saccharomycetales, Saccharomycetaceae. Gene Ontology annotation, molecular function: copper ion binding. The record is from RefSeq and is a predicted model, not a curated record.
AUGUUUCAUAGUGUACGAACAUCUGUCUACAGGUGCAGUAAUGCUUCCAUGCUGUUGAGAGCAACUGCCAGACAGGCUGCGAUCAGACCAAAUGUACUUAUUGGAUGUAGUCGUUUGUAUUCGUCAUCAAAACAACCUGAAACAUCAAGGACAACCUCAGUUAGACCUAAUAAACCAAGUAUAGAUUUUUCGAAAUUAUCUAGAGAUGAUAUUCGUAAACUACAUGAAUUGCAGACUGCCGAGAGACUUAAGACCAAGAACAGAUCCAUUGCGUUAUAUUUCUCAAGUAUCGCUAUUGUGUUUUUAGGGUUAGCAUAUGCUGCUGUUCCAUUAUAUAGAGCCAUUUGUGCACGUACAGGGUUUGGUGGUAUCCCAAUUACAGAUAGAAGAAAAUUUACAGAUGAUAAAUUGAUUCCAGUAGACAUAGAUAAAAGAUUAAGAAUCUCAUUCACAAGUGAAGUCUCCCAAAUUUUACCAUGGAAAUUUGUUCCACAACAGCGUGAAGUGUAUGUAUUACCUGGUGAAACAGCAUUGGCUUUCUAUAAGGCUAAGAACAAUAGUGAUAAAGAUAUCAUCGGGAUGGCUACAUAUAGUAUCACUCCAGGUGAUGCUGCUCCAUAUUUUAAUAAGAUCCAAUGUUUCUGUUUUGAAGAACAAAAAUUGGCAGCUGGCGAAGAAGUAGAUAUGCCCGUGUUUUUCUUCAUCGACCCAGAGUUUGCUACUGACCCUGCUAUGAGAAAUAUUGACGAUAUUGUGUUGCAUUAUACUUUCUUUAGAGCUCAUUAUGGAGAUGGAUCUGCUGUAAGUGAAGCUGCUUCAAAGGGGGAAGCCAUUUCUCCAGAGGAGCAACAGAAAAUGUUGGCCAACGCCACCAUUCUAAGUCCCAACGACGUUAAAGACGAAUAG